CUUCUUUCCUACAAAGGAGACUCUAUUGAUGACACAGCUAAUCAUUUGAAUACAUGUUUUUCUCAUUUCUUGGAGGUUUUAGCCAGGUUGUUCUCAGUGCUGGGCUUGAUUAAAUUAAUCGUGAUGACUGCAAAUCGAAAAGAACAAUAAUUCAAGACAUGGCAGUGAGCACAUUAGAGUGUAAGUAUACUUGCUUGGAAGCCAACCAAUAGAUGAAGGGUAGCACAAUCAGAUGGGAUAUCAUUGCCAGCUGUGUGGAACUAUCAGGCUGAACGCUUGCGUUCGUUCCCAUUGGUUUCAGAGUUCUCAAUAAGUGUCUAACAAUCGCGCCCACUCAUUAGAAUACUGUGCAACCUUCGUGGCAUAUAUUGAUGAUCAGAUAUAGGGCUUAGGCAAUAGCAGUAAUAACCUUGCUGCCGUCGAUAUUCCUGGAUUGAUUUGUCAUAGUACUACCUUAGAAUGCAUCCGCGAAAAAGCAAUGUGAAGGCAAACACCCCCACUUCGUAUUCAGUGCCACCUGAAACGACCUCCUAAAGCCCCUCAUGUCUGAUUGGCGGUGGUUCCACCGGUCAAUAUCAAGAAGGCUCUCAUGCAUGCAAGCCCAACAGCGUUCAAAACCGGUGAGCUGAGAAUACUUAUAAAUAGUUACCCCGCUUUGCACGGAGCGAGGCUAGAUAAAACAAAGAGUGAACCCUCCAGGCUCUCUGCGACCUUUGGGUAUACAUACAGCAGUGCUACACACUCUUUUCUCGCACCAACAUAUCUUUACAGAUCAAGAACACAUUGCUAUCACUUCUACCGGAGUUAUCUCAGCUCUAUCAUGCGUCUCUUAAGACGCGACAGUAAAGACAAAUUCUUACUCACCAAGGAUUUUCUCGGUGACGAUGAGGUUCCCCGUUACGCAAUCCUUUCUCAUACCUGGGGUGAAGAAGAGAUCCUGUUUCAGGACCUUCAAAAUGAUAGUUACAGGGAUAAGAAAUCCUACAACAAAAUUCGGUUCUGCGGAGAUCAAGCUGAGAAGGACGGAAUACAGUAUCUUUGGGUAGACACCUGCUGUAUCAAUAAAGCAGAUCCAGUCGAGCUUCAACACUCAAUAAACUCAAUGUAUCGCUGGUAUCAGCAGGCAGCGAAGUGCUAUGUCUACUUAACAGACGUAGCGGCACUUGCCGACGAGCAAAACGUCAACAACGAGCCCCAAGAAUCAACAUGGCGCACUGCUUUUCGGAACAGCCGGUGGUUCACAAGAGGCUGGACCCUGCAAGAGCUACUUGCACCUCGUAAUGUCGAGUUCUUUUCUGUUGGGGGCAGCUUCUUAGGAGACAAGAAAAGCCUAGGGGAGCAAAUAUCAAAUAUAACCGGCAUCCAGAUCCAGGCUUUGGAGGAAUCCCGUCUUCAUGACUUUACCAUCAAUCAACGAUUCUCGUGGGUCAAAGAUCGACAAACCACACGAGAAGAAGACAAAUCGUAUUGCUUAUUGGGUAUCUUCGGUGUCUUCAUGUCACUCAACUACGGAGAGGGCAAAGAACAUGCCUUUAAACGCCUCCGGAGAAAGAUCGAGAAGUCCAAGCAGAAAAGUGCCACUGAACUGUCGAGGGAGCAGCAAGAUUUCAUCAAGAAGUUACGAGUAACUGAGCCCAGUCACGACAAAAAGCGCAUAGAGGACACAAAAGGCGGGCUGUUAAUAGACUCCUAUCGCUGGGUGUUAUCGAAUCCAGAUUUCGAAAAGUGGCGUACAGAAGACGAAAGUCGGGUGCUCUGGAUCAAAGGGGACCCAGGUAAAGGGAAGACGAUGCUCCUCUGCGGUAUCAUAAACGAGCUGGAAGGAACGAACAACGAUACAACCCUGCUCUCUUACUUCUUUUGCCAAAGUACCGAUUCACGUAUCAACAAUGCGACUGCUGUCUUGAGAUCUCUUAUCUGCACGCUCAUAGCGAAGAGACCGAUAUCUGCCUCACUCGUCGAGAAACUCUCUGCUGACUCUAAUGCAUCAAUGUUCGAGGGUAUAAAUGCAUGGUAUGCCUUGGAAGAGAUUUUGGAAAAAGUUCUGGAGGAUCUCGGCACUGAACAAAUUGUAUUUGUUAUUGACGCUCUGGACGAAUGCACGACAGAUCUGGAAAGAUUGUUAAACUUAAUCGUCAAGAUUUCGGCGACACCACAUCAGGUCAAGUGGAUCAUUUCCAGCCGCAACAUACCAGAAAUUGAAAUCUAUCUCGAUGAGGCGCAGAGUAGGCAGACCCUCAGCCUUGAGUUAAACGCACAAAUGAUAUCCGAGGCUGUUCAUCUCUACAUUGACCACAAGGUGGGCGAGCUCGCACGCUGGGGGAAAUAUGACACCGAGACCCGGCAGGCGGUACAGAAGCACUUUUCCGCAAACGCCCAAGAUACGUUCUUAUGGGUUGCUUUAUCAUGCCAGAGUCUUAAAGGCAUUCCAAAAUGGAAAAUUAUCGCGAAGUUGACUGCUUUCCCUCCUGGUUUGAACGCACUUUACGCCCGCAUGAUAGAACAGAUCAACAGAUCAGAAGACGCCUUGCUAAGCAAAAGAGUCUUGGCCUGUAUUGCAACUGUAUAUCGGCCAGUUACAUUGGCAGAGCUUUCUGUGCUCAUUGAUGAGAUAAAUAGCCUGGGUGACGACAUCGAAUCUAUUCGAGGAAUCAUACACUCCUGCGGAUCUUUGCUCACCAUGAAAGACGAUACUAUCUAUUUUGUUCAUCAAUCGGCAAAAGAUUAUCUGUGCGGAGGUGCCUCCCCGGAAAUAUUUCCCGAUGGAGAAGAAAGAGCACACAGAGCCUUGCUUUCCUCGUCUCUCCGUAUCCUGUCAUCUGGCGCAUUACACAGGGAUUUGUACGGCCUACGCGACGUUGGAUAUCAUCUUCAGAAGCUCGAACCCCCUGAUCCCGAUCCUCUGGCAGCACUAGCGUACCCCUGCUCCUACUGGAUUGAGCAUUUCUUGAGGUCUCCUAUGAAACACGCAGAUGCACAGGAUCUUUUGAUGGAGAUCAACAAGUUUCUACGUGCGAAAUGUUUGUAUUGGAUUGAAUCCCUGAGCCUAUUGCAACGAGUUCCUGAAGGUGUCAGUUCAUUGACAAAACUUGCGAACUUUGUCCAAGCCCACUACCGUGCUUCCGUGUUGAAUGAUGUCGUUUCUGACGCGCAUCGUUUCAUCAUGUACCAUGAAGUUCCAAUUGCAAACUAUCCUCUCCAGACCUAUGUCUCGGCACUUCUUUUCAGCCCACAUAGUAGCAUCAUCAAACAAUCGUUCCAGCAUGAAUCGCCGUCAUGGGUCAAAAUAACAGCAGGAACUCCUGAUCAUUGGAGUCCCUUACUACGCAAAUUCGAGAGAUCUGGGAAAACACCAGACUUACUUGUUUUUUCUGAAGACUCCAGACUAUUACUAUCACGUUCAGGUGGCUCCUAUGAAGUACGAGACAUGAUGAGCGGGCGGCGCAUACAGUCAUUCCCUUCUUAUUGGACCAACGAAAACGAUAUCACUGAGUUAAAUUCAGCAGCAACUUUCAUACAUGACUCGACGCAAAUAGUUGCUCUAUCUGAAUAUGGAACAAUGUUGUUCUGGACUGUAGAUGAUGGUAGGCUAAUCAAAGUGCUUAAACACCCCAGCACACGCGACGAACAUCCCCGUAUGUCCUACUACAGUUCGGUAGAAUGGUCUCGUAAAUCUCAAAAGCUGGCUUGGAUAUGGUCAGACAAUCUCGCUAUGUGGGAUACUAGCAUGGGGGCGUGGUGUGUUGUCCCUCGAUCAAUGCAACGCGUCGCGGACGGUUGGAGAACCAACAGUGACACCUGUAUUUGGUUAAUACCAGAUAUUGUAACUGUAUCCUUCUUCGGCGACCCAGAAGUGCUUCUAACUAUAUCAUACAAUGGUUCCAUUCAGAUAUGGAACAUAGAUGGGGGUGAAUGCCUCAAAAACAUUGAGUUGGGGUAUACAGUGCAUGAUGCCAAGUUCAGUAAAGAUGCAUCUCAGCUUUACACUAUUGAACAUCUCUCAGAUUUGCGGGAAGCCAUAACGAUAACAAUAUGGAACGUUCAGUGUGGCGUGAAGCUUCGCACAUUCGAUAACGCAGAAUGGUUUGUCGACCAUGGAGGUCUCUUUCCAAGCGGACAUGCAGCGGCAUGCAUAUCUGUCUCGCAUGACGAUGGAUUGGUGGCAGUGGUGAAAGCGUAUGAUACAAAUAGCCGCGGAGAUAUUGAGAUAUGGGACUAUGACCAAAUUCGAAGAGUUGGAUUCAAAGAUAAGCCAAAAGCAAGCCAUAACACUGGUCUAGUAGUGCUCCAUGCAUUGCGGAAAGUCGCGUCGGUAAGCGAUAAUUUCGAAUUGCUAGCCGCGCAACUGGACGACGGUAGUUUUUCCCCAAUAACUGUGGACUUCGACUUUACCCCACUAUUCGCGCCCUGGUUUGAAGCCAAAGAUAUUGCUUUGGUUGAUAACGAUGCGCUUCAGCGCUGGAACAUACAUACAGUAAAACGUUUUCUCUUGCUCCAAAAAGAAUCAGCGAAUAAGUGUGCACUCUCUUCUGAUAGCAUUGAGCUGCUAUCGUGGUCACAAGAUGGGUAUGAAACUUGGGAAAUCGAUUGGAAGAAGCUCCUUCACUUUCUGGACGAUAGUCCUUUCUUAUGGUUCUUUGAACCGGGUCCCUUGAGUUUCUCCCCUGAUUCCCGGCGGGUAGCUGUACUAACUUCUGGACACACGAUAAAGAUAUGCGAUACGAAGAGUGGCAAGUUCCUUCAAUCCCUCCUGGGUUUGAAUAGGGUUUUCCAGAUGACGUACCCUAAAAUACACGUAACAUCAAUGGUCUUCUCUUCUACAAAUAGGUGGCUUGCAGUAAUGACUUCUGGGGACAUUAUUCAAAUAUGGGAUACCAGCAACAGCAAUGAUUUCUUUGUGUUCUCAUGUAUAGAAGAUACAGUUCUAAUCUCACUCGAUGCAGAAGGGCGUUUUCUUCGAACAGAUUGUGGGGAAAUUGACAUCGAGGCUUCCUCAUCGCUUGCUUCUACUUACAAGAAUAGCUACGGUGUGUCGGUUGCAAAGUAUCGAGGCGUUCACUUAGAUGGCGAAGGAUUAUGGUUUGGCUCCGAGUUUAUCUUGUAUAUACCUCCUGAAUAUCGUCAUGUGAACGGUAGAGUACGGAUUUGCAGAGACACCGCAAUCAUCAUAGAUAAGGAUAAGAGAGUGUGGGUGUAUGAGUUUGAUCUGGAGCAUUUGCCCCUUGGGUAA
This is a messenger RNA of Periconia digitata, 5230 nucleotides long. The record is from the annotation of a GenBank genome assembly. NCBI's taxonomy places the organism in Eukaryota, Fungi, Ascomycota, Dothideomycetes, Pleosporales, Periconiaceae.